Molecule: messenger RNA, 1947 nt
Organism: Penicillium soppii
Lineage: Eukaryota; Fungi; Ascomycota; Eurotiomycetes; Eurotiales; Aspergillaceae
Gene: ampp
Product: aminopeptidase P
Exons: 10
Coding region: 1-1947 (648 amino acids)
Molecular function (GO): metalloaminopeptidase activity
Source: RefSeq, a predicted model, not a curated record
AUGCUCUUCUCCCGUUCAAUUCGUCUGUGCACAUUUCUUCGAUCGCCAAGGCCUGUAUCCCGCCCAAGAUUCUUUUCUGCCUUCGGUCCGCGCUAUUCAGUCGAUAUGGGCACCGUCGAUACCACCGAACGCCUUUCGAGGCUGAGGCAAUUAAUGCAGCAGCACAAGGUGGACGUAUACAUUGUUCCUUCAGAAGACAGUCACCAGUCCGAGUACAUUGCGCCAUGUGACGCCCGCCGAGAAUUCAUUUCGGGAUUCUCUGGCUCUGCUGGUACCGCGAUUAUUUCUCUGAGCAAGGCCGCCCUCUCCACCGAUGGUCGAUACUUCAACCAAGCCGCAAAGCAACUGGAUAACAACUGGCAGCUCCUAAAAGGCGGAGUCGAGGGUGUGCCCACAUGGCAGGAAUGGACGACCGAGGAGGCCCAGGGAGGAAAGGCUGUUGGUGUCGAUCCUUCUCUGAUCACUGCGGCUGGCGCGCGGAAAUUGGCAGAGACUCUCAAGAAAAAAGGCUCAACUCUUGUUGGACUCCAAGAAAACCUAAUCGAUUUGGUUUGGGGUGAGGAGCGCCCCGCGCGUCCCAGUGAGAAGGUCCGAGUGCACCCGGAGAAGUAUGCCGGAAAGACUUUCCAGGAGAAAGUAUCCGAGCUGCGUAAGGAUCUUGAGUCAAGGAAGAAGGCAGGAUUCAUUAUCUCCAUGCUCGAUGAAAUCGCCUGGCUGUUCAACCUGAGAGGAACCGAUAUCCCGUACAACCCUGUGUUUUUCUCAUAUGUCGUCAUUACACCCACCACGGCUGAGAUCUAUGUCGAGGAUGACAAGUUGACCCCAGAAGUCAAGGCCCAUCUCGGACAAGAUGUUAUCGUCAAGCCAUACGACUCCAUUUUUGCCGACGCCAAAGCUCUCGCUACCCGAAGCCAAGCUGCGGGUGAAAAUGCCGCCAAGUUCUUGCUCUCAAACAAAGCAUCUUGGGCUCUUAGCAUCAGCCUAGGCGGCGAAGGGCAAGUCGAAGAAACCCGCAGCCCCGUCGCAGACUCCAAGGCCAUCAAGAACGAGACCGAACUCGAGGGCAUGCGGGCUUGCCAUAUUCGUGACGGUGCUGCCUUGACCGAGUACUUUGCUUGGCUUGAAAACGAACUCGUCAACAAGAAGACUGUCCUGGAUGAAGUCGACGGCGCUGACAAGCUUGAGCAAAUUCGCUCUAAGCACGAACUUUUUGCUGGUCUUUCUUUCGACACUAUCUCUUCGACUGGACCUAAUGGUGCUGUUAUUCACUACAAGCCCGAGAAGGGAAGUUGUUCUAUCAUUGACCCUAAUGCCAUCUACCUUUGUGAUUCUGGUUGUCAAUACUAUGACGGGACUACUGACACCACGAGAACGUUCCACUUCGGUACCCCCACCGAGUUUGAGAAGCGUGCUUUUACCUUGGUCUUGAAGGGAACCAUUGGAAUUGACAUGGCGGUGUUCCCCAAGGGCACCAGUGGCUUCGCCAUUGAUGUAUUGGCGCGCCAGCACUUGUGGAAAGAAGGCUUGGACUUCCUCCACGGAACAGGCCACGGAGUUGGCUCCUAUUUGAACGUCCACGAGGGCCCUAUUGGUAUUGGAACUCGGGUUCAGUACACCGAAGUGCCCAUCGCGGCCGGAAAUGUUAUCUCAGAUGAACCUGGAUACUACGAGGAUGGCAAAUUUGGCAUUCGAAUCGAGAACAUUGUCAUGUGCCGCGAAGUUGAUACUCCCCACAAAUUUGGCGAUAAGCAAUGGCUUGGCUUUGAACACGUUACCAUGACUCCUAUCGGUCGUAACCUAAUCGAACCUUCGCUACUGAGCGACGCUGAGCUCAAGUGGGUAAACGACUACCACGCUGAGAUCUGGGCCAAGACAGAACACUACUUCCAAAAUGACGAUCUAACUCGGUCGUGGCUCGAGCGUGAGACUCGGCCCAUCUCCAAAUAA